AGCCCGACUGUGGUCAGCGACAAAUGCUGGUUCCUGCCCCAUCGGCUCUCUGCUUUACACUGAACGUGAGGGACUGUCACCUGCGCCGUGUGCACGCUCGGCCAUGGGACAGGGACGGGGCUCAGCCACAAUGCCGCUCUGCCUCCUCUUCUGCCUGAUGUUCCUCAGCCCGCCCGGGGCCACCCUGCACCGCCACGGCUCCCGGGAGACAAAGAAGAGGGUCAAGGAGGCACCCGUGGUCAGCACGGUGGCCCCCAUGAGCGGGGACUUUGCCUUCGACCUCUACAGGGCCUUGGCUACAGCUGCCCCCGACCAGAACAUCUUCUUCUCCCCUCUAAGCAUCUCCGCGUCCCUGGCCAUGCUGUCCCUGGGGGCCCGGUCCGACACGAAGGCACAGAUUCUAGAAGGCCUGGGCCUCGGUCCCCAGGCGGGCUCGGAGCAGGGGCUCCACAACUCUUUCCGCCAGCUGCUGGGGGAGCUCGCCCGGCCCAGAAAGGGCCUCCGGCUGAACCUUGGCAACGCUCUGUUCAUCAGCCCCACGGUGCCCGUCCAGGACGCCUUCCUGAGUGCCGUGAGGACACUGUACCUGGCAGACACUUUCCCCGCCCACUUUGGGGACCCCGCAGGGGCCCAGAAGCAGAUCAACGACUACGUGGCAAAACAAACUGAAGGCAAGAUUGUGGACUUAGUUAAGGACCUGGAUAGCACUGAGGUCAUGGUUAUGGUGAAUUACAUUUUCUUUAAAGCUAAGUGGGAGACGAGCUUCGACCACAAAAACACUCAUAAGCAGGACUUCCACGUGACUUCGGAGACGGUGGUGCAGGUGCCCAUGAUGAAGCACAAAGACCUGUAUUACUACUUCCUGGACCGGAGCCUCUCCUGCCGGGUGGUGGGGGUUCCCUACCAAGGGGACGCCACCGCCCUGUUCGUUCUCCCCAGCCAGGGCAGGAUGGGGCGGCUGGAGAAUGGGCUGAAUGAGAAGACAUUGAGGACGUGGCUCAAGAUGUCCACAAAGAGGCAGCUUGAGCUCUACCUUCCCAAGCUCUCCAUUGAGGGCUCCUACCAGCUGGAGAAAGUCCUCCCCAAGCUGGGCAUCAAUGACGUCUUCACCUCCCAUGCUGACCUGACUGGCCUCACCAACCACUCCAACAUCCAGGUGUCUGAGAUGGUGCACAAGGCCGUGGUGGAGGUGGACGAGUCGGGGACCAAAGCGGCUGCAGCCACAGAGACGGUCUUCAUGUUCAGGUCGGCCCCGGUUAGCUCUCCCAAGGUCAUCCUCAACAGGCCCUUUAUCAUGCUCAUUGUAGAGAACUUCACGAACAUUCUCUUCCUUGGCAAAGUGGCCCACCCCUGAGGUGGGUGUUUCCCCUGAAAGGCCACAGGCCUCCGUAGUGGCAGGUGAAGGCUCUGUGGCAUCUAUCCGCUGGAAGCUGAUCCACACAGGUUUC
Messenger RNA from Prionailurus viverrinus (fishing cat), 1448 nucleotides. It is a transcript of the gene SERPINA5, whose product is annotated as serpin family A member 5. Gene Ontology annotation, biological process: negative regulation of endopeptidase activity. Bases 104 to 1354 code for a protein of 416 amino acids. Lineage: Eukaryota; Metazoa; Chordata; Mammalia; Carnivora; Felidae. The transcript has 5 exons. Gene Ontology annotation, molecular function: serine-type endopeptidase inhibitor activity. The record is from RefSeq and is a predicted model, not a curated record.